This is a messenger RNA of Engraulis encrasicolus (European anchovy), 2658 nucleotides long. It is a transcript of the gene cdc7, whose product is annotated as cell division cycle 7 homolog (S. cerevisiae). The record is from RefSeq and is a predicted model, not a curated record. The coding region runs from base 279 to 1964 and encodes 561 amino acids. Gene Ontology annotation, cellular component: nucleus. The transcript is spliced from 11 exons. Lineage: Eukaryota; Metazoa; Chordata; Actinopteri; Clupeiformes; Engraulidae. Gene Ontology annotation, biological process: mitotic DNA damage checkpoint signaling; protein phosphorylation. Gene Ontology annotation, molecular function: ATP binding; protein serine/threonine kinase activity.
UGGGCGCGAAACCUGCGAAACCUUGUAAACAACACGAACGAAUCUUGCUCAAGAGUGAAAUAGUUUAUAAAUUAUUGUACAGGCGCGUUUUAUUUCACAAAAUGAACGACCGAUGAACUGCAUUUUUACUUUACAACAUACCUGGGAAGAUGUGCGUUAUCAAAUAUAACUUCUCAGCGAGUUGCUCACGCACUUAAAAAUACUAAAAGGGAGAUUUGUUCUGAGCAACAAAGUGUCUCGGCAAAGAUUUACUAAGGGAAGUUCAUCUUAAGUUCUUCAUGGAGGGACAACUCAAUACUGACAGUGAUCUUUCGGACCAUAAGUCCAAACGUGGAAAGUUUCGUGGAAAAAGGAAAGUACCAAGGGAUGUGGAGCAGGAAAUAGCCAAGCUGUGUCAGGAUGUGCCACAACUCACAGAGGUUUUCUCAGUUGUUGAUAAGAUUGGCCAAGGUACUUUCAGUUCAGUUUAUCUGGGAGAGGCCCAGAUGUCUACAAAACAGAAACAAACGUUUGCUCUGAAGCAUCUCAUCCCAACCAGCCACCCACUAAGGAUAGCUGCAGAGCUGCAGUGUCUGACUGUUGCUGGUGGUCAAGAAAACGUCAUGGGCGUGACCUACUGCUUCAGGAAGGACCAUCACGUGAUCAUCGUCAUGCCAUACGUGGAGCACGAACCCUUUGUGGACAUCCUUGCCACCUUGACAAUCAAGGAAGCGUGCCAGUACAUAUUCAAUCUCCUGGUGGCACUGAAGCACAUCCACAAAUAUGGGAUUAUUCAUCGCGACAUUAAGCCCACAAACUUUUUGUACAAUCGCUCCCAAAGAAAGUAUUCGUUGGUGGACUUUGGGCUGGCUCAGGGGACCCCGGACACGGCCAUCGACCUCCUGAAGGUGGUGAACUCCAAAGCACAGAAGGGUGUAAAAGGCACUCGGCCACCACCACCACAGCACUCCAAGGAGAAACCGCAACACUCUUCUUCUCUUCCACCCCCCGCCACACCCGCCGCCAACACUGCACCAGCACAAACGUCUCUUUCUCUGUCCACCGCUAAACCACAGUCUGAGAAAAAGCCCUGCACUACCAACACACCCGCUGCAGAACUCAAAUCUAAAAAGGAGUUAAUGAGCCUUUGUAAAAAGCCCCGGUCCGUGUUUGGAGAAAGGAACAUGAACAGUGUUAGUUCAUCUGUGAAGUUGGCCACAGGAGUUGAGUUUGUGAAGUCCACAAAUACAAGAGACAUGGUGAGGAAGAUGUUGCCAGCCAAGCGCCAGUCAGCCACAGCAAAGGACCAGGCCGCUGCUGGCCAGAAGGACAGGGGCUCCUCCUCCACCAUUGACCUGAGGCUCACCUGCAGUUGCUUCCUGACAAACAAUAUCUGCAACAUCUGUCUCUCUAGGAAACAACAGUAUGCCCCAAGAGCUGGGACACCUGGCUUUAGAGCACCCGAGGUUUUAAUCAAGUGCCAAAAACAAGGAACAGCCAUUGAUGUGUGGGCCGCGGGUGUUAUCCUGCUCUGUCUCCUGAGCGGCCGGUAUCCCUUUUUUAAAGCAAGCGAUGACCUCAUCGCCCUGGCACAAAUCAUGACGAUCCGUGGAUCCAAGGAGACUAUGCAAGCUGCAAAGACGCUGGGAAAAGAGAUUGUGUGCAGUCAGGAGCUGCCAUGUCUGGACCUGAGGCGUCUCUGUGAGAAGCUGAGGAGAGCCCAGUCCUGUAAAGACGAGGCCGUCCUGAAAGAGUUACAAACCAAAAGCCAGUCCAGCACUCCCAAACAUCACGGACCACCGCACAAGGCCAGUGCACACAGCGAAGAAGGCUGGGAUCAAGUCCCCGACGCCGCAUAUGAUCUCCUGGACGGCCUGCUCGACCUCAAUCCAGACACGAGGCUAACGGCCAACGCAGCCCUCCAGCACCCGCUGUUUAAGGAUAUAGACGACUGUCUGGGGCCUGACGCACAACAGGAGCUCUGAUCAGUGCCCACAAUAGAUAUUGAACACUAGAUGCCGCACAUUGACCACCCCUUAAUGCUGUUGUCAAUUGUAGACAAGGCAAUAUGCAGGUUGUCCUGUAGGUGGCAGUAAAACAACUGUGAAAAGCAGCGUCCUGGACCAAGAUAGUGGUGCCCGAAGCAGCACAUGCCAUCUUGAUGUGUGGUCACAUGUUUGAAACUGGAGCUUCUAAAAAGGACUGUUAGGGCCUCUGCACACCGGUUCCGACAAAGUGAAGAGCAUGGCUCUGCCAAAGCUCAAUUCCACAGUUUUCAAUACAACCCCACACAGCGGCGCAGAUGUUUAUGGCAAGCGGUUCCAACAAUUUUGCUUACCCCUGCACACUGGCACAGACAGCAAAUUUAAUCUCAGCAGGGUAUGGAUAAUCAAUGGGGAGCUCUCCCCUAAUCGGCAGCUGACAUCCGCGCACAUUGGCGCUGGUGUGCGGUGUUGUAUUGGAAACAGUGAAAUCAAACUUUGGCAGAGCACGGCUCCGCAUUUUGUCUGAACCGGCGUGUGGAGGCUCUUAAAAGGACAAGAUUACCAUUCUUGGUUGUACAUUUUAAUGCAAUGACUGUGAUAACUUAUUUAUUAAUAUGCAGUGAAGUAAAAGUUUGUAAACAGUUUUAACAGGAGUUUUAACUUUUAAUGAAAUAAAAAUGGACAGAAAACAUCA